Molecule: messenger RNA, 15179 nt
Organism: Coregonus sp. 'balchen'
Lineage: Eukaryota; Metazoa; Chordata; Actinopteri; Salmoniformes; Salmonidae
Source: the annotation of a GenBank genome assembly
GGGGCUGGGUGCGAAGUAUCAUGGAGGAUCAGUAGGAGAACUGUGGCCAUCCAAAAAGCUGAGCUGUGGGUCCAAGCACUGGAGUUUCUGAACAUUUGAUUGGCAUUUUUUAACGUUAACCUAGUGUUUUAUAUUUUACUAAUAAUGGAGAUGAAGAAGAGGAUCAGUUUAGAAUUGAGGAAUAGGACACCAGCGGAGGUGAGUUAUCUUGCCAUUUGUUAUCUUAAAAAUGAGGUGAUAACUAUGCGAGCCGAUAACCCAGAGAAAAGCGGACUUCUUGCGAGGCUCCACUCUGCACAUGGACAACAAGAGGAUGCGAGUCCGAUUACAAGUUUUUGUUUUGUUUUUGGGGGAUUCUGAUUAUUCGUCCUAUCACAAUAUAUGUUGGUUUCUGAACAAAAACGAACUACAAGUAUCCACAAAGCAAUUUAGAUCGCUUUGUGAUUCUAAUAGUAUUUUAUAGAUCUGCAACACUGUCUUUGCUAUCAUCCUCCUUGUCUUGCGCCCGGCCAGAGAUCCAUUGAACGUUCAAGGUGGCGGAGCGGGCAUAAUUAUGAAGAACACAUUCCGCUCGGAUUAUGCUAUUGUUGUGAGAGUAAUACCAUUUUGAAAAGCCAAUAACAUCGCAAUAAGGCUCUGCUGACGUCGUGUUGACUCCUGUAGUAUAGCAGGCUAAUCCAAAUACAGAGAAUUCACGACUGAUGUGGAUAUGUGAAAUAACUUUUGAGACGCGAUUAAUUGGUUUGUCUUGAAAGUUCCCUGAUGUUAUUCGAUAUGAAUGCCGAUGCAGAUAACUAUUUAAGUCGAAUGUAAAAACGCAAGCUUUCCAUGCGUAACGAGCAUUUUGACCGGUCUUACCAGGUUAACCAAAUGGCACAAGGAGCUGGUUGGUUUCUCUGAGCGGACAUUUUACUAAUCGAAUGGGUUUAGCUAAUACCCAUUUCUUUUACCAUAGUAUUUUUUUUAAAGUCCACGGAUUUAAACAUCAAUACUUCGAUUUUAUAUUAACAGCGCCUGCAAUAAUGUAUACGCAAUUUAAAACCAGCACGCACGCGAGUUGACCGUUGUCGGAGCGAGACGCGCAGGCACUGACUACGGUGGCGUCAGUGUAGCAUUUUUUUUUUGUACAGUGCAGGCUUUUGAGCCCUGUUUAUGAAGUGCGGGGAGUGGAAGUCAUUUUGUUGCAGCUAUACACGAGCCCAUUUUGACGGCGAUAACCGGUUUAACGCGAUUUAGACACACGCAAAUGAAUAAAUUAUGCGUAUUAUAUAGUAGGCCUAAAUCAAAAUGUAGAAAGUCUACUUCCAAAUGAAUUUCCUAUAGACUGUACGACUCACCCAGCCGGCCAUUUAAAUAGUCUACUGUACUCUCAUCUGAAAGCAAGUUGUCUUUCGCCUCCAUGAUAUAGUGAUUAUGUAACAACAGGCAUUUUCAUAUGUAUGAUUAAGGAUGACGUCUUUGUAAAAUGUGUAUGUGUAGAUAUACACAUUAAAGGGUAGCAGAGUUUUUGGUCCUGCUCUGCGUUUUACGAAUUUAAGUAAUAUAGCAGAUGGUGUGCGGGGCUCAGACCUACUCCCCUAUUUAGUAGAUUAGGCUACAUUAAACCCCCCAACCCUCAGAGAUGGCGCUUGUCUGAGGAUUGACAAAACCCAUUCAUUCAUGCCACUGACUCUAGCCUUCAUUCGGCAAAUCUAUUUCUCUUACCAUUUCUAUAGUUACAUAACUCAGCUGUGCAUUCGGCAGUGAAGUCUAUUGUGUAGGUGCUUCUGUAUAGGAUGUAGGCUACAUCUCAACUGAUGUUUCUCACUCGACGACAAUAUCGAGAUGAUGCGCACAGAACUGUUCGUUCACAAUCGAUAGGUAUUAAGUGAAGAUAAAACCAGUCUAAGACUGUGACAAUGCCAUCUCUGGUUUUGAGGAGCGUAUUAUUUAUAUAUUAGUGGUACGAUUAUAUACACAUUGAAUACACAUUUUGUUGAUAAGAAAUAACAUUGUUAAAACACUUUGCCAUAUAUAACUUGGGACAAGGGUUGGGGUCAAUUCAUUUAAAUUCCAGUCAAUUCAGAAAGUAAACCAAAUUCCAAUUCCAAAUGUUCCACAUUGAAAAGCAUUGAAGGGAAUUGGAAUUUCAGUGUACUUACUGAAGUGACCACAACCCUGCUUGGUACAAGUGCAGUGCUAUUUUGUGCAACACCAGAAUGACUACCCUGAGGAGUGCCUAUAGACAAAAAGGGUAGCAUCAUGCUUGGAAUUAUUCAAGGUUUCUUGAAUACAGCUCACAUGUAGGCUAUACAAGUGUAAGUCAACUGGAGUCAAUUUCCCUGAUGCCAAUAUUAAAUGUAACACUUCAACUUACUUAGCCAUUCCUCAUAACCAUCACUCUCCAAGGCCCCUGUGCUGCCAAGUAUAGAAAAAAUUUAUAGACUACCACAACUACAUACUAUGCUUGGGUGUGGGAGAAAAAAAGAAUGUUGAUUACACAUAAUCUCAAGGCCUUGUAGCAGCAGAGCUUUGCACCAUAAGAGGGUGCUGAAGCAAACAUGCUUUUGAGAAUGCAUUUUCAGUGGAAGACCCUGUCUACCACGUGUAAAACUUUAAAGAAAUAUAAGAAAGGCUUUACAGAGGUUGUUUGUAUUUUUCGUUUGUAUCAUUACUUAAUUUGAAUCAGAAUAUAAAUCACAAUGAUACUGCUGCAAAUUUGAGGCAAUAGAGGACUGUAAAAAUGUGACCCUCGGCCCUGAAGGCUAGCAAGCUACAAACUGAAUCAAAAGCCAAGAUGACUUGUAGUUGUAACAUGUUAUUAUCAAUAAUCUGUUAUUAGUCACUAUUGUAUUAUUUUGUAUUUGGUACUGAAGUCAAUGAGAAGGGUGUAAUUUUGAUAUUUGCCACAAGAGGUCGCUAGUCGCAAGCAGCACACACCAUAGCAAAGAUUAUGGAUAUACUGAAAAGAUACGUCUCGCCGCCCUAACAAUGAUGGUCGUUGUCCAUGGCGGGCUGUCCUUUCUUUGGAUUGGUGGAUACAUCUCAUUAUUGUAAUCUUUUUUUGAAUAGAAUAGAAUUUUGAAUAGAAUUUUAGGAAAUAAGCUUUAAACCUGCAAAAUUCUCUCCAGCAACUAGGGGUGUGAGCAGUUGUCAUGAACAGUGCUUGUGCCCAUAGAAAUAGAUGUUCCCCAAUGCUGGAAGGGGGGCCCCAAGUAAGAGAUAAUGAACCCCUGGAUUACACAAUGCACAAUAACACAGGGCCAAUAACAGAGCAACUGUAAAGUAAGAGAACUACACAAUCUUGCAAUCAAUCCUAUUUUCCGUACAACUGGACAACUGGUCACCUUGUUUUUGUUUCAGUUAGGAGCGGAGGGCUUCCAUGAGAGGGUGUUGCUGUGUGCAAUUUGCCUCGUUGAAUUCCAGCUUUGACAGUCGUGAAAGGUGCCCAUCAGGUGGUGUAGGAAAUAGGCUAUUAAUAACAAAGGUGACCACACUCCCGCUCCUCUGCAGUAAAAGCGUCCCACAUAGUUGCAUUGUUCCUCUCCCUCAGAACAAGAAGUAGGCCUAAGUAGAAGUGAGGCGAGAGUCUGCAUUUUUGGAAGAUGAUUAACUAUGACGCUGGAGGACUUGGUCCUUCCGCAAGAGAGUAUCUUCUUGUUAGCACAGUCUGGGAUAGCAUAUCUGAGAUGGUGUAAAAUGCCAAGAUAUACUUGUCCUAUCUCGACUGCAAUAACAAUAUUUUUUUGUUAUCAGUCUCUAAAAGAUGCAGUCCGGGAUCUUAAGCACAACAAAUUUGUAACAUCUUGUACAAAUUGGAUUCAUAACAUAUCAUACGAAUUGCACGCACAUAAACAAUUUUGCAGGAUGUAACGUAUCAUACGAAAUGGACAAACGUAGUACACAAUUGGAUGAAAUAGUACACAAAAAAACAGGGACUUAUCUUACGAAUACACAUUUUGGAAUUAUCUUAAAACAAAAUAUUAAUUUUUCACUGAAGAGACUGUGGCACUUGAUGUUUCAUGCCUGUCAAUGUCACAGUGAUCACGACUUCUAGCGACAAUGAAAAGUAGCUAGCUAGCUGAACAAGGAUGAGAGACAAGCUGUCUGUCAGUCUAGUAGCCCUUCUGGCUGUCAGUUAUCCUGCCUACAGCAUUCACGCAGGAGUGUGCAUUAUUGGCUUACCCUACAUUCACAUUACAAAAUCUUUACCAAUUACUUGUUCUUACCAAUUACAUUCCGGGACUGAGUCUCCCUGCCAAUUAAUAAAAAUAAAAAACAUUUUAGUAAUUUUGCAGACUGUGUUAUCCAGAGCAACUUACAGGAGCAAUUAGGGUUAAGUGCCUUGCUCAAGGGCACAUCGACAGAUUUUUCACCUAGUCGGCUCGGGGAUUCAAACCAGCAACUGUUUGGUUACUAGCCCAACGCUCUAACUGCUAGGCUACCUGCGGUUUUGCUACCUGAUACAGUAUCAGCAGUAAAACUGAAAUAUCCCACAAUGUGGGAGGGUUGGCAACCCUAGCUGCAGGCCUAACGCAUUAUACAGUAGCAUGGGUAAAAACCCCAGAGUUGGUCUGGGAUCAUUUUAGCCAGCAGAUUCCUGUGUAGAUUAAGACACCGCAGAGCCGGUGCGAGAUAUGGCUCGGAAAACGUACUUCAAUCCAGGGAUGAGAAAUGUGUUGUACUCCGAAUUGUCCCAUUAUCCCAACCGUUACACCGAGAAGAUUGAACGACUUAGUUUCUCUAGAAAACUGUCAUUUUCGUCCUCAUGCUAUGUAGCAGAAGCCACAGCAGCCAUUAUGGGAUGGCAAUGUCAGCCAAUCAGCUCCUUUAUUGUUCAAUGCGAUUUGCCAUUCCUUAAUGGCUGCUGUGGCUACUGCUAGCUAGUAUGUGGACAAAAACGGCAGUUUACUUAAACUGUAACAGUUGGGAUAAUGGGAAAAUUUGGAGUACAACGCAUUUCUCAUCCCUGGAUUGAGGUACAUUUUCUGAGCCAUAUUUCGCGUCGGCUCAAAGUGUCUUAAACUACACAGGAAGCCUGUCCGACCCUAGUGCAGCUGAAAGCCGGAUCUGCUGGCUAGGAUAUUUAUUCAGUUUUGCUAACUCCUUGUUUGGCUUGACAAUGAGUGACAAGCAGGAGUUUGCAAGACAGCACAGAUCUAGGAUCAGGUUAGGCUAGGUCUGGAGGUUUUCAAGUUUCCACACACUCCAUCAUCAACGACAACAUCAAACAAAUACAAAAUACAGUAUCAGCAGUAAAACCAAAAUAUCCCACACAUGCUGAUAUAAAAAUAGUAGCUAGUACAGAUAUUAAAAACCAUUGUGCAAUGGAAAACUAGGAAAUGUGGAAUAUUUAAUUUUUUUUGCUACCCAGCUAGCUAGACACCUUGUUAGCGAGCUAGCGCGUUUGCUAACCUGUCAUUAACAAACGUUGAGCUGCUAGACGAUAACUAGGGCUUGCUAUGUGUUAGCACCAAUAAUGUAUAUAAACCCUGAAUUGUUGAUGCUAUGUAUUGGACAUUGCGAGGCUUUGAAGUCACCGGUCGGCCAUAUUGGCACUCCCCAGUAGGAGCAGUCCUCCAUAGGAAUGAAUGUAAUUCUACAGUAUUUCAAUUAAAUGUUUCAAGGACAUUGCAUGUAUUUUCGUUUUAGUGGGGACAGUAACAUUAAUACAAAAAAACAAUUAUUUAUAUAUAUACACUUUAAGAAAAAAAUAUAUACUUAACAAAAAUAUAAACGCAACAUCUAAAGUGUUGGUCCCCUGUUUCAUGAGCUGAAAUAAAAGAUCCCAGAAAUGUUCCAUAUGCACAACAAGCUUAUUUCUCUAAAAUUGUGUACAAAUUUGUUUACAUCCCUUGUUAGUGAGCAUUUCUCAUUUGCCAAGAUAAUCCAUCCACCAGACAGGUGUGGCAUAUCAAGAAGCUGAUUAAACAGUAUGAUUAUUACACAGGUGCACCUUGUGCUGGGGACAAUAAAAGGCCACUCUAAAAUGUGUCGUUUUGUCACGCAACACAAUGCCACAGAUUACUCAAGUUUUGAGGGCACAUGCAAUUGGCAUGCUGACUGCAGGAAUGUCCACCAGAGCUGUUGCCAGAGAAUGUAAUAUUCAUUUCUCUACCAUAAGCUGCCUCCAACGUCAUUUUAGAGAAUUUGGCAGUAUGUCCAACUGGCUUCACAACCGCAGACCACGUGUAACCACGCCAGCCCAGGGCCUCCACAUCCGGCUUCUUCACCUGCGGGAUCGUCUGAGAGCAGCCACCCUGACAGCUGAUGAAACUGUGGGUUUGCACAACCGACUUCAGUGGGAAAAUGCUCACUUUCGAUGGCCACUGGCACGAAGUGUGCUUUUCACGGAUUAAUCCCGGUUUCAACUGUACCGGGCAGAGGGUAGACAGCGUCGUGUAUGGCAUCGUGUGGGUGAGCGGUUUGCUGAUGUCAACGUUGUGAACAGAGUGCCCCAUGGUGGCGGUUGGGUUAUGGCAGUGCUUCUCAAUUAUUUUCUGUUACGCCCCCCCUAGGAAGAAGUAAACAUUUCGCGCCCCCCAACUCUCCGUCGCAACUGUAAAUAGUAUAAUUUGUCUAUAAAAUUGUUAAGUACACCUCUGCAUAACAUUGUAUCCUUAUUAACAUUAAAGAAAAAAAGAAAAAGAAAAAUAUAGAUCAACUUACAACAAAGAAUAACUUUAUUAACAUUUGUUUUUUAGUCUGUAACAGAAAAUACUAAAAGUGCAUAAAUUUGCCUGAAAUUUUUUAAAAAAUUCAAACCUUAUUUAAACUGUAAACAUUUUUUGACCAUUUGAUACUGAAAAAUAAAAUUUUAUAUAAUCAAUAAAUAAUAAUACAUUCAAAUUGAUCAGCAACAUUAACUCAGGAGCACAAUAUAUGAAACACUUUGACCUAUAAAACAAAAAUGAAUAAAACAAUUUGUGCUGAUUUAUUAUUAUUUUUUAAAUCAAAAUGAGGAAGUCAGGAUUAAUGGCUACAAUGAGCACGUUUUGCAGUGCACAGCUUUUCGAAGCGGGGUUUGAAGCAUGAUACUGCAAUUCUCAGCUCCUGCUCAAUGUUUAGCUGGGACCUGUACUUGGUCUUCAGUGCAGCAACAGCAGAGAAGCCAGUCUCACAAAGAUAAGAUGUUGCAAAAGGAAGAAGAAUGCCCAUGGCCCUCUGCCCUAUGAGUGGAUACUGCCUCUCUACACUCAGCCAGAAUUCACUCAGUGUCUGUGAUGUGAACCUCAGUCUCAAUGUGGAGUCAGACGUCAUAUCAAUGAACUGGUCCUCCUCUGCAGAGCUGAAACCAGUUGGAGCUGGUGCAUUGAAAGGAUCUCUCACCCAGUCAUAUUGGGAACUGUUUUCUGGGAAGUACUUUUUAAAGAAUGCCAUCAGUGAUGAAAUAUGCUCCUUAAUAUAUGGAAUCACGGAGGUGGCAUCAUAGUCAGUAGUGUCAACAAAUUCAUGCAGGUUCUCGAAUGAAUCAGUAUUUCCUUCAUCAAGUCGCCUGCCCCACAUUGCAAGCUUUCGAGUGAAAGAGCUGAUCGUUUCUGUGACCUGAGGGAGGUGUUUAUCUUUCCCUUGAAGCUGUAGAUUUAGUUCAUUUAGCUUUCCAAAUAUGUCACUCAUGUAGGCCAGUUUUGCCAGGAAGUUCUCAUCACAAAAUUUUUCUGCGAGGUCAUACUUGUGCUCCUGCUCCGAAAACAUUCUUAUCUGCUCUCUGAGCUCAAAAACUCGGGACAAGACUUUUCCUCGUGACAGCCACCUUGCUUCACUGUGAAACAGCACAGCUUGAUGUUCAGCUCUCAUCUCCUCACAGAUAGCAGAGAAGACUCUUGUUUUUAGUGGUCUGGUCUUUAUAAAAUUGACUACACCUACAAUGUCAGUCAUAACCUCACUUAAUUCAGAGAAAAGGUGCCUUGAUGCCAGUGCUUCUCUGUAUAUAACACAGUGUGUCCACUCAGCAUUAAGUGAGGCCUUCUUGAUGAGUGCCCGAAGUCCUUUUCUCAUCCAUGCCAUGGUCUUUGCACCAUCACUGCAAACACCAAUGCAGUUCUCCCACUUUAGCCCAUUCUCAGUCAGGAAGCAGUCCAGCAUUUUGAAUAGCUCUUCAGCUGUGGCUCUGUCUCUGACAUAUUUACGAAAAAGUAGAUCCUCACACAGGGAGUUUGUCAUGUCAAAACGUACAUAAGCGAUAAACAAACAGUCUUUGUUGCUGUCAGUUGCUUCAUCGAACUGUAAGGCAAAACGUUUGUCUUUGAGUUUAUCUACCAGCUGUUCUUUAAGAUUGUUAGCAAUGUCAUUUAUACGUCUGGCGACAGUGUCAUUGGACAGAGGGAUAUGAUGCUAACAGUGCUCGCUGGUUUACUGAAGUAGCAUUCACAAAGCGGGACGAUUGUUUGCAAUUUUCGGCACGUUUUCGCUGAACUCAAGCGGCUUAUCAGCGUGAUUGGGGUGUAAUGUCUUUAAGUGACGCCUUAAUUUAUUUGGCUUCAUUCUUUCCGCUGCCAACAUUUUUAGACACAGUAAACAUACCGGUCUUUCCUCGUCUCCCACCGUAGUCACAGUGAAGCCAAGCGCUACAUACGCUUCAUCAUAUUUCCUCGUCUUAGCUUUCGGGAGACUUACGUUUGUCUCAGUAUCUCCGUCUCUCUCCGCCUUUCUUUUCAUCCCUGUUGAAUAUUUUUCCAUGGUGUCUCCUAAGGGUUUGUUAUCUGCACUUCAUAUCUCCUGCUCUGUGCUGUGUGCUCUUGUUCGGUGCAAAAAAAACCUACUCCCUGCGGCAAAGAAAAGCAUGUUCCCCGGGGUCACACGCGCCCCCCCGGCAUCGCUCGGCGCGCCCCACUAUUUGAGAAGGACUGGGUUAUGGUAUGGGCUGGCAUAAGCUAUGGACAACUAACACAAUUGCAAUUUAUCAAUGGCAAUUUUAAUGCACAGAGAUACCGUGACGAGAUCCUGAGGCCCAAUGCCGUGCCAUUCAUCCGCCGCCAUCACCUCAUGUUUCAGCAUGAUAAUGCAUGGCCCCAUGUUGCAAGGAUCUGUACACAAUUCCUGGAAGCUGAAAAUGUCCCAGUUCUUCCAUGGCCUGCAUACUCACCAGACAUGUCACCCAUUGAACAUGUUUGGGAUGCUCUGGAUUGACGUGUACGACAGCAUGUUCCAGUUCCCGCCAAUAUCCAGCAACUUCACACAGCCUUUGAUGUGGGACAACAUUCUACAGGCCACAAUCAACAGUCUGAUCAACUCUAUGCGAAGGAGAUGUGUCGCGUAGGCAUGAUUCAAAUGGUGGUCACACCAGAUACUGACUGGUUUUCUGAUCUGCGUAUCUGUAUUCCCAAUCAUGUGAAAUCCAUAGAUUAGAGCCUAAUUUAUUUAUUUCAAUUGACUGAUUUCCAUAUGAACUGUAACUCAGUAAAAUCUUUGAAACUGUUCCAUUUAUGUUUUUGUUCAGUGUAUAUCUUUUCAUAAUUUUUUAUGUUUAGCUCACAUAAUAUAAUUAAGUAUGCAUUAAGGUGUCUAAUAGAAUAGAUGUAUCAAAUGAAUGUAGACAUCAAUAAAUGCAUAUUUAUAGCUUCAAAUCUUUUCUACAAUGGAGGAGUGCCAAGAUGGCUUUGUCGGCUUCAAAACAGCACCCACUGUCAGUCACCCAGGGUUUAUACACAUUGGUUUGCACAUUUUAUAUUGUUCCCUCUGUUGAAGCCUUUUAGCUAGUUAGCUACUCCAGCCUUGGUGUUUUUCAGACACAGGUCCUCCGUCUUGUGUCCACACUACAAAACAUUCAAGCAGAAAAUAAUUGAAAAGGCGUGCGCUCUCACAGGUAACAGCGGACUUUAGGUCAAGGGUCAGCUUUUCCAAUCAACAUGUAAUAAGAUUACAAAAUUACCUGGUGAAUUAACCCAAACAAAUGCAUUUUUCCCCGUGUCAUUAAAAAUGCAACAAACUAGCUAUGUAUUUAAUUUGGAGGAUGAAAUCUCUUGAUUCCCCACCUCAUUUUCAAGUGUCCAAUUGAUAUUGAUGACUAUUAUUACAGGUGGAAGAACUGGUGGUGGAUAAUUGCCGCACCAGUGAUGGUGAAGUAGAGGGCCUGACAGAUGACUUCAAGGAGCUGGAAUUCCUCAGCAUGGUCAACGUUGGACUCACCUCCCUGGCCAAACUACCCUCGCUGCCCAAACUGCGCAAGGUGAAUAGGGAAGCCGGAUCCUUUUGAGCAAUCGAUUAUCUCAAUCAGAAUAAUUUAGUUAGCAGAAUUAUAAACCACUCUGGCUUUACUCCCAAUGACCAGUAUUUUGAUAUGGAUUACAUUUUUUUAAAUUCCAUAAUUUGCUGAUGAAUCAUUUAGAAAUUAUUUGUGUUCUUUCCUCAGUUGGAGCUGAGCGACAACAACAUCUCAGGUCAUUUGGAGACACUUUCAGAGAAGUGCCCCAACCUGACAUAUCUAAACCUGAGUGGCAACAAGAUCAAGGAGCUGAACAACGUUGAAGCCCUGGUUAGUAGAGUCGUUAACGCUACUCAGGGCCGGUUGUUAAGGCUACUUUUAGAACUCAGUCGGGGUCUCAACUUACUGUUGAGAGGUAGAAUACACAAGGUGCAGUUUUUGAAAUUUGGUUGUGCAUCAGCCAUGUCAGCUAACAAUUUUUAGAUUGUAAGAUAUUCUAGCCAGCUAUCUAAACUUGUAGUAAUCAUGGCCGAAUACCGACCGGGCAUGCACGACCCCUGCCCGGUAGUGGUGCGCGGGUCAGCUGUUUGUUCACCCGCAAUUGCUAAUAACCCAUCCGCAACUGCCCGACCUAUAUGUGAUAAAGUGAAAAUCUAUGGCCUGCACCCGAACCUAACCCGUUAAUAUAGAAAAAGCGCUGUAGGCUACUGUCAAAGACGGCAGAAUUUUUUUUUUUUUUACAGUGGGUGCAGUUUUUGUUGUUGCCUGAUUUAGAUAUGUUUCUAUUUAUAAUUUCCAACAUUUUGGUAGGCUAUUUUUAUUCAACUUUUCUAUAAUUAGAUACAGUGCAUUCGGAAAGUAUUCAGACCCCUUUACUUUUUCCACGUUUUACAUUUACAUUUACAUUUACAUUUUAGUCAUUUAGCAGACGCUCUUAUCCAGAGCGACUUACAGGAGCAAUUAGGGUUAAGUGCCUUGCUCAAGGGCACAUCGGCAGAUUUUUCACCUAGUCAGCUCGGGAUUAGAACCAGCGACCUUUCGGUUACUGGCACAACGCUCUUAACCACUAAGCUACCUGCCGCCCCAUUACAUUACAGCCUUAUUCUAAAAUUGAUUAAGUAGUUUUCUUCCUUCAUCAAUCUACACACAAUACCCCAUAAUGACAAAGCAAAAACAGGUUUGUAAUUUUUUUUUGCAAAUGUAUUAAAAAUAAAAACUUAAACUAUUUACGUAAGUAUUCAGACCCUCAAGGACAUUGAGACUUGUCCCGAAGCCACUCCUGCGCUGUCUUGGCUGUGUGCAUAGGGUUGUUGUCCUGUUGGAAGGUGAACCUUCGCCCUAGUCUGAGGUCCUGAGCACUCUGGAGCAGGUUUUCAUCAAGGAUCUCUCUGUGCUCUGUUCAUCUUUCCCUCGAUCCUGACUAGCCGCUGAAAAACAUCCCCACAGCAUGAGUCUGCCACCACCAUGCUUCACCGUAGAGAUGGUGCCUGGUUUCCUGCAGACGUGAUGCUAGGCAUUCAGGCCAAAGAGUUCAAUCUUGGUUUCAUCAGACCAGAGAAUCUUGUUUCUCAUGGUCUGAGAGUCCUUUAGGUGCCUUUUGUAUCAUUUUACUGCAAGAAAUGCAUAAUUCUUCAGGAGUUACUUAUUAAGGCUAUGUGAGCGGUUAUAGACCUACAGACAGUGUCCAGAUUUCAGUUUCCAUUUAACCCAUCUGAACUGUAGGCUACAGUUCCCUUGACAUGUUAUAGGCCUAUUUGAAGUCCCUGUCUUGUGACUAUAGAAUUUGUAUAGCGCCUCACAAUCAUCACACAUAACAUAGCCAGCACUUCUAUCAUCCACUUUUACCACUUCACCAAAUCCCCCCCCCCCCCCCCCCCUUGCCCUCAGAACAGCCUCAAUUCAUGUACUCUACAAGGUGUCGAAAGCGUUCCACAGGGAUGCUGGCCCAUGUUGACUCCAAUGCUUCCCAAAGUUGUGUCAAGUUGGCUGGAUGUCCUUUGGGUGGUGAACAAUUCUUGAUACACACGGGAAACUGUUGAGUGUGAAAAUCCAGCAGCGCUGCAGUUCUGGACACAAACCGGUGCGCCUGGCACCUACUACCAUACCCCGUUCAGAGGCAUUUAAAUAUUUUGCCUUGCCCAUUCACUCUCUGAAUGGCACACAUACACAAUCCAUGUCUCGAUAGUCUCAAGGCUUAAAAGUCCUUUAACCUGUCUCCUCCCCUUCAUCUACACUGAUUUGAAGUGGAUUUAACAAGUGAUAUCAAUAAGGAAUUAUAGCUUUCACCUGGUCAGUCUGUCAUGGAAAGAGCAGGUGUUCUUAAUCUUUUGUAUACUCUGUGGAAAUUGCACAAGAAUGAUGGUCACUAAAGAUCCCAUGGCACUUAUCGUAAGAGUAGGGGCGUUAACCCCGGUGUCCUGGCUAAAUUCCCAAUCUGGCCCUCAUACUAUCAUGAAAAAUUAAUGUUACAAUUAUGAAUUUCCGGUAUUGUUUUCUCUUUAUUCAACCAGCCUGCCAUCCACCCGCCCUUCAUCCACACAAUAUUUAAUGACCCUAAAGCCGUCCUCCCCACGGAUAUGACUGCAUGGACUGCGGGUUAUGAGUCAACCCGUGUAUUACUAGUGCCCCUGACAUCCAGGCGGCCCCCAUUUGACUUUGUGCAAAAAAUAUGGCAAAAUUGGUAGAAUUGCAGGAAAUGUGUUAUAAAAUUGCACCAUUUUCUCUCCGCCCCAGGACAAAAUCGGUACAUUCACAAGGAUAUACACUGCUCAAAAAAAUAAAGGGAACACUAAAAUAACACAUCCUAGAUCUGAAUGAAUGAAAUAAUCUUAUUAAAUACUUUUUUCUUUACAUAGUUGGAUGUGCUGACAACAAAAUCACACACAAAUUAUCAAUGGAAAUCAAAUGUAUCAACCCAUGGAGGUCUGGAUUUGGAGUCACCCUCAAAUUUAAAGUGGAAAACCACACUACAGGCUGAUCCAACUUUGAUGUAAUGUCCUUAAAACAAGUCAAAAUGAGGCUCGGUAGUGUGUGUGGCCUCCACGUGCCUGUAUGACCUCCCUACAACGCCUGGGCAUGCUCCUGAUGAGGUGGCGGAUGGUCUCCUGAGGGAUCUCCUCCCAGACCUGGACUAAAGCAUCCGCCAACUCCUGGACAGUCUGUGGUGCAACGUGGUGUUGGUGGAUGGAGCGAGACAUGAUGUCCCAGAUGUGCUCAAUUGGAUUCAGGUCUGGGGAACGGGCGGGCCAGUCCAUAGCAUCAAUGCCUUCCUCUUGCAGGAACUGCUGACACACUCCAGCCACAUGAGGUCUAGCAUUGUCUUGCAUUUGGAGGAACCCAGGGCCAACCGCACCAGCAUAUGGUCUCACAAGGGGUCUGAGGAUCUCAUCUCGGUACCUAAUGGCAGUCAGGCUACCUCUGGCGAGCACAUGGAGGGCUGUGCGGCCCCCCAAAGAAAUGCCACCCCACACCAUGACUGACCCACCACCAAACCGGUCAUGCUGGAGGAUGUUGCAGGCAGCAGAACGUUCUCCACAGCGUCUCCAGACUCUGUCACGUCUGUCACGUGCUCAGUGUGAACCUGCUUUCAUCUGUGAAGAGCACAGGGCGCCAGUGGCGAAUUUGCCAAUCUUGGUGUUCUCUGGCAAAUGCCAAACGUCCUGCACGGUGUUGGGCUGUAAGCACAACCCCCACCUGUGGACGUCGGGCCCUCAUACCACCCUCAUGGAGUCUGUUUCUGACCGUUUGAGCAGACACAUGCACAUUUGUGGCCUGCUGGAGGUCAUUUUGCAGGGCUCUGGCAGUGCUCCGCCUGCUCCUCCUUGCACAAAGGCGGAGGUAGCAGUCCUGCUGCUGGGUUGUUGCUCUCUUACGGCCUCCUCCACGUCUCCUGGUGUACUGGCCUGUCUCCUGGUAGCGCCUCCAUGCUCUGGACACUACGCUGACAGACACAGCAAACCUUCUUGCCACAGCUCGCAUUGAUGUGCCAUCCUGGAUGAGCUGCACUACCUGAGCCACUUGUGUGGGUUGUAGACUCCGUCUCAUGCUACCACUAGAGUGAAAGCACCGGCAGCAUUCAAAAGUGACCAAAACAUCAGCCAGGAAGCAUAGGAACUGAGAAGUGGUCUGUGGUCACCACCUGCAAAACCAGUCCUUUAUUGGGGGUGUCUUGCUAAUUGCCUAUAAUUUCCACCUGUUGUCUAUUCCAUUUGCACAACAGCAUGUGAAAUGUAUUGUCAAUCAGUGUUGCUUCCUAAGUGGACAGUUUGAUUUCACAGAAGUGUGAUUGACUUGGAGUUACAUUGUGUUGUUUAAGUGUUCCCUUUAUUUUUUUGAGCAGUGUAUGUGGCUGUGCAUGCCACCCUUGACUUGGAGAGAAUUUGUUAAGGGUUGUCUGAUAAGAUGUUGUGCUCUAACCUCUGCUUUCUAAAACCAUAGCAAAAUCUGAAGAACCUGAAGAGCCUGGACCUGUUUAACUGUGAGAUCACCACACUGGAGGAGUACCGGGAGAGCAUCUUCGAGCUGCUGCCUCAGGUCACCUACCUGGACGGCUUCGACCAGGAGGACAACGAGGCCCCUGACUCGGAGGCAGACGACGAUGGUGAGCAUGGCUACCACAACACAACAUGGUGCUGUUAGUGAUAUUUCAGCGGAACUUUCUUGAACAAAGUACUUCUUCAUUCAUAGAUGAUGAUGAGGGGGAGGACGGAGCCGGACCCACAGGGGAUUAUGAGGAUGAAGAUGAGGAUGAGGAGGGCUCGGAAGGAGGAGAGGUUGGGCUCUCCUACCUGAUGAAGGAAAAGAUCCAGGUGAGACAACUGGAAUAUUGGUCAUGUUUUAUCGGAACGUCAUAAUGUUUUAUUUCUGAACACGUGAGUCAACGCUUAAUUAAAUAAUCUUAACCAUCCCCCUCCACACACAGGACGAAGAGGAUGAUGAUGACUACGCAGAGGAGGAGGAAGAAGGUGAGAACAAGAAUUGUUGUGUUGACCUGUCACUAGUAAUCAAACCCAAGUACAUGGACUCUAGCCUGGAAGUGGCAGAUAUGUUUGUCUGA